AUGGGAGCAACGCGAUCGCCGUGGGCGGCGCUGCGCCGCCUCGAGUUCUUUGCGGUUACGUUUGUGUUCCAUUUAAUAUUCACUUGGUCGAUCUUUGACAUCUACUUCCGCUCGCCCGUCGUCCACCCGGCGCCGCGCUACAGCGUGCACGACGACGUGGAGGCGGCCGCACCGGCGGAGCGCGCCGUGUUGUUUGUCGCGGACGGGCUCCGGGCGGACACGCUGUUUAAGUGGCACGAUAUCGACAAGCUCCCGGAAUGGGCGCGUGCGGACCUCGUCGCGAUGAACGCGGCGGACGAGACGUUUGACCGCGCCUUUCCGUCGGUGUUUGUGCGCAAUGCCACGACCGACGCCGAGCCCGUGACGGACGCGGCGUACGUCGCGCCGUACCUGCGCAGCAUCGCCAAGGAGCGGGGCACGUACGGCGUGAGCCACACGCGCGUCCCGACCGAGAGCCGCCCGGGACACGUCGCGCUGCUUGCGGGGAUGUACGAGGACAUCAGCGCAGUGACCAAGGGAUGGAAGGUGAACCCGAUCGCAUUCGACUCGCUCCUGAACCAGUCGUCGCACACGUUCGCGUACGGCUCGCCGGACAUUGUGCCGAUGUUUGCGCUCGGUGCACCGGGCAAGGUCGAGUCGGCCGUGUACGACGAGGCAGCCGAGGACUUUACCAAGGACGCCGUCGCGCUCGACGUGUGGGUCCUCGACGAGGUGCGCGCACUCCUGUCGCGGGCCAGGACCGACGCGGAGCUCGACCGCAAACUGCGUGCGCCGCGCACCUUUUUCUUCCUGCACCUCUUGGGCCUGGACACGACGGGGCACACCUACCGCCCGCUGUCUCCCGAGUACCUCGGCAACACAAUUGUCGUCGAUGCGAUCGUGAAAGAGGUCGAGGCGAUGCUCGAUGCGUACUUUGGCGAUGACCGCACGGCCUACAUUCUCACCGCCGACCACGGCAUGUCGCACCGCGGCAACCACGGCGACGGCGACCCGGACAAUACGCGCACGCCGCUCAUUGCAUGGGGCGCAGGCGUGCCGACGCCGCAGCGCGCCAAGUCGUACGAGUUCCCCACGGACGACUACUACGAAAACUGGGAGCUCGAGGCGUUUGCGCGCAACGACAUUGACCAGGCCGACCUUGCGCCGCUCAUUUCGGCGCUCGUCGGCAUGCCGGUGCCGGCAAACUCGGAAGGCCACCUGCCGUUUGCGUACCUCGACGCACCGCCGGCGUACGCGGCGCACGCGGCGCGCGCAAACGCGCGCCAGGUGCUCGAGGUGUACCGCGUCAAGCACGACGAUCUCGCCACGCGCAUGCGCGCCUUUGUCCCGUAUGCGCCGCUCGAUACGCCCGGGCGCCCGGGCGACACGCAUCUCGCCGAGAUCGACGCGCGGAUCGCCGAGGGCGACUUUGAAGAGGCACAGGAGCUGUGCUCCGACCUGAUCCACGCCGCCCUGCGCGGCGCGGCGUACCUGCACAAGUACGACGCCAAGACGCUGAUCACGGUUGUGGUGCUCGGCUACAUUGGCGUGAUUUUGUACGGCGUCACGUUCCUGCUGCACUAUGGCCUGGAAGAGAGCAUGCCGGCGUACCGUCUCGCGCUCGUGCCUCUUGCGGUAGUCCUUGCGGCGCUCGCAGCGGUCUGGGCGCAGUUCUUUGCGAACCGCGCGCCAGAGAUGUACUUUGUGUACAGCGGCGCGUGUGCGUGCGUCUGGGCGAUGGUCGCGCUGCGCAUGCACGUCAUCUCGUCGGUGCUCACGCAGACGGCUGCGCCGUACAUGGCACAAGGCUCGUCGAAGCGCGACGCGUACGGAUGGGCCAUUGCGCGUGUCGUCCUCUAUGCCGCGUUUACAAUCGGGAUGCUCGAGGCCGCUGCGUAUGCCUACACGCACCGCUUGAUGUGGACCGGCAUUCUGCUUCUCGGCGCGACGUGGCCCUUUUUGCUUUCGCGCUCGUUCCAGCAAGCGCACGAGCUCGGGGCGCUCUUUUGGAUCUUUGGGUGCUCGAUGUGUGCCGUGUUUACCGCGCUUUCCACCGAGAAGGACGAGAGCGUGACGCAGCUUGUGCUCGGUGGGCUGCUCUUUUUCGCGAUCGGCGUGCUGAUCUACGCGAACCCCGCAACGUUCCUGGUGAACGCCGACUACCUCGGCCGCGACAAACAGGUCGCGGCGAUGGUCACGGCCAAGUCGAAAGAGAACCUCGAGGAGCUGAAGAAGCUCGCGGACGAGGAUACCGAGGACCCCGUGAGCUUCCUUCCCCGCACGCGUGCCGCGCUCGCCGUCGAGCUCGUGCUGAUGCUCGUCGCGGUGCUCACGACCGCGACGUCGGCCGGGAGCCUGCGCCGCAAGGAAGGCCUGCCGCUUGCGAACCAGGUUGCGGCGUGGUCCGUGCUUGUGCUCGCGCUCGCGAUCCCCUUUCUCGUGGGCUUUCAGCGCCCCAAGGCGCAUGGCGGCAAGCAGUACGCCCAGCCGAUGCGCCAGCGCAUUGUCCUGCUCCUCUUUGGCUUUGCGCCGAUCUUUGUGCUGCUCUCGCUCCGCGACGAGGUCUUUUUCUUCUUCUGCUACUCGCUCCUGGUCCUCACCUGGGCGCACCACGAGGCGGAGCUCGCGCGCGAGCGCUGCCUGAUGGAGGCCCACAGCGAGAAGCGCACGAGCGCGCCCGCGCUCCGUGGCAUGGUGCUGGAUGACGUGCGUGUCGGCCUGUUCUACUUCUUGCUGCUCAACGUCGGCUUCUUUGGCACCGGCAACGUCGCGUCCAUUUCCUCGUUCUAUUUGUCGCCUGUCUACCGGCUGCUGCCCGUCUUCAACCCCUUUUGGAUGGCCGCCUUGCUCGUGCUCAAGCUCAUUAUCCCCUUUAUUCUACUCUCCUGUGUACUCGCUGCGCUCUGCGCGCAGCGCGCCGAAUGGCGCAUGUACCCCCCCAUCUCGAGCCGUGUGCCGAUUCUCGCGAGCGGUCUUGGCGUGCGCGACGUGUACAUCCCCCUGACCGCCGCUGCGCUCGCUGGCGACGUGCUCGCGCUCAACUUCUUCUUCGCUUUGCGCGACACCGGGUCGUGGCUCGAGAUCGGCCAGUCCAUCACGCACUUUGUCAUGGCGAACCUGAUGCAGAUGUACAUGCUCGUGAUUGCCGCCCUAGGCGCCGUCCUGAUCGGCGCGCGCACGGCGCACUCUUUAGUUGCGUGGGCUAGCACAAUCACUGUGCGGGGCAUAUCACCGAUCGCGCAGACGCUCCGUUCGCAGGCACGCCUAGGCCUGACGCAGCGGCACUCGGACAGCCCGGAAAAAAGCGAGGACCGUGCGGAGAGCGACGUUUCGGCGCCCGUACUGGCCGAGCGACAGAUUGCCUUUCUCGUUUGGCAUUUGUGCGAAGGGAACUUUGACGAGACCCUCGCGGAGCUUCAUCUCCUCGUCAACGAGUUUGGCGUGCGUGCACAGCACGCACUGGCACACGAACUGCACAGCAGUCCUACUUCCCCUUUUCUACGCCGCGCUCGCAACGAGUGCAUCACCUCGGGCCUUGUCUCGCAAGAUAUGUUUACCCCCCUUCCCGACGUGAACCCCAAUACGCUUGCCGGCCUCCCGGCCGAUGCAGGCGGCGCGACCGUCCUCGACGCCGCGCUCGAACACCUGGCCCGCGCGCGCCAAGCAGCGCUCGCCCCUCAGGCACUCGCCGCGUUCCUCGCGUCGUUCCUCGAGGGCGACGGGCCGCUGCUCUGCGCACAGCGCCAACAGCUGGUCUCGGCGGUGAGCGAGCGCGUAAGCGCCGACGCCUUUGCCCAGGCCAUUUCGCAGGCGCUGCCCAAGCUCGGCAAGCGCACGCUUGCCGAGGCGCUUCUGGACCUUGGGCCGGACGGCCUGCCCACCGUUGAGCUCGCCGAGGGCGUGCUGCGCCACUUUUCCUUUGCGCCGAGCGCACAGAGCGUUGCGCAGCUCCUCGGCACGCUCCUCUCGGCCCCGGAUGCCUCCGCGCGGCCGCUGACCAACUUUGAGGCGCUGACGCGCGCCGUUGCCAAGAGCGACAAGGGCCUGUCGUGGGCCAAGGCGAUCCGCGGCCUCGACAAGCUCGAGUACGCGGCCUUUACGCCGAGCGUCGCGCUGGGCACGGCGCUUGCCGCGGUGCUGCGGGCCGCGCCCACGGCCGAUAGCCUGAGCGAUGCGGGCGACGUUGCGGUCGCGGGCCUGUGGGGCGUCUGGACGCACCGCCUGCGCCAGCUGCAGCUGCUGUACAGCCUGCUGGUGCUCGGCGAAGAUACCUUUACGUUCUCGGCGCUGCCUACGCGCCGCAUCCUCACGCUCGAGAGCAUCGCUUCGGCGCCGGUCGCCGUCAAGACGCAGGGCCAGCACGCCCUGGACACGACGUGGAACUCGCUCGACCUCAUCGAGACGCUCAUGGAACUCGCGGGCAGCGCCCCGGGCGCCGAGGACAGUGCCGAGGUCGGCAAGGCCGUCACGGCGAUCCUCGAGCGCGCGAUCAAGACGCAUGCCGACAUUGUGUUGCUCGGCCUCGUGCAGCUGCCGCUGUCGACCAACGCGGUGCACCCCGAGCUGGUGAGCAAGCUCCUAGUGAUGUUUUUGGCAGGACACGCACAGCACCAGCUCGUCUUUUGGACACUGUACCACACGCAGUCGAAGCUCUUUUUUGAGCUGCUCUUGCGUGUGUACGCCGAGAGCCCGCUGCACCUCACGCGCAUCGUCGAGGUCGCGCAGGAGCUCGGGUUUGUCGACCGUCUCUUGGAGCUGCGCCCUCUUGCGUUUGCGAUGGACGCGGCGGCGUUUGCUGCGCGCCGCGACCUCGUCGCGCUCGAGCCGUGGCUGCAAAAGCUCAUCGGUGAGGAGUCGCACGUCAUCCACGCCGCGCUCGAGUUCUUGGAAGGCAAGAUCAAGGCGGAUCUGCUCCGCCGCGACCCCCAGAUCGAGCCGACGUUUGUGCCGCUGAGCGUGCAGUCCGUCGCGACAUUCCUGCGCGUGCUGCGCGCCAACGGCGACAGCAUGAGCCCGGAAGAGAUUGAGCACUUCAAGGUCGUGCGCAACCUCUGCCUGCAGCUUCACCCCCGCCUCAUGACGCUCACGCCGGGGCCGGAGAGUGUCGAGCCGGGCCUGUCCGUGGCGUCCUUCUCAAAAGAGAUCCACCGCGAGGCGGAUUCGUGGUACCGCCAGAUGUACGAGGAAAAGACGAGCGUCGACGACAUUAUUGCGCUCCUGCAGCGGUGCAAGCUGUCGGACGAGCCGCACGACCACCAGCUCUUUGCCUGCAUGGUGCACACGCUCUUUGACGAGCACCGCUGGUUCGAGCUGUACUAUCCCCCGCGCGAGCUGCUGAUGACUGCCGUCGUCUUUGGCUCGCUGAUCCAGUACCAGUUGGUGGACUCGAUCCCCUUGGGCAUUGCGAUCCGGUAUGUGCUUGACGCGCUUCGCUCGCCGCCGGACUCGACCAUGUUCCACUUUGGUAUCCAGGCUUUGCUGCGCUUCCAGACGCGCCUCGCCGAGUGGCCGCAGCUGUGCCAUGCGCUGCUUGCGCUGCCCCAGCUGCAGCAGACGCACCCCGAGAUUGUCAACGUGGUGAACCACGCGCUGGCCAACGCCAAGAGCGGCAAGGUGCCGCCGCCGCCGCCGGUGCCCGACACGCGCAGCUUCCCUGCGAUCAACCCAGAGACGCUCCCGCCCAACGACGGGCAGCAGCAGCCGACCGAAGAGGUCUCGGACAAGAUCCUCUUUGUGAUCAACAACCUCACUGCCGCGAACCUCGACGCGAAGCUGCCGGGCCUGCGCGAUAUGAUCUCGACCGAGAUCCUGCACUGGUUCGCCAAGUACCUCGUGAUUGAGCGUGCGAGCAUCGAGCCGAACAACCACGACCUGUACAUGCAGGUGCUCGACGGGAUCGAGCAGCCGGCCGUCUUCCGCUACGUCCUGUACGAGACGCUCGUCAAGCUCAAGUCGCUGCUCGAGAGCGAAAAGACGAUGCAGUCGACCUCGGAGCGCACCGUGCUCAAGAACCUCGCGUCGUGGCUCGGCAGCGCCACGCUGGCCAAGAACAAGCCGAUCCGCUUCCGCAACCUCGCGCUGAAGGAGCUCCUGCUCCAGGGCCACGAGUCCGGCCGCCUGAUUGUCGUGAUUCCGUUCGUGUGCAAGGUGCUGGAGCACUGCGCGACGUCGGACGUCUUCCAGCCGCCGAACCCGUGGCUGAUGGCCGUGUGCCGUCUGCUGGUGGAGCUGUACCAGUUUGCGGACCUGAAGCUGAACCUCAAGUUUGAGAUCGAGGUGUUGUGCAAGUCGCUGCAGGUCGACCUGCAGUCGCUCGAGCCGAGCGCACUGCUGAUAGGCCGCCGCCCGACAGAGCCGGUGCAGGAAGCGCCGUACCCUGCUGUUGUGCAGGGCAUGGAAAAGCUCGGUGUGAGCGAGGCGUACGCCCCGCCCGACACGCUCGCGACGCUCCUGCAGAACAUGGCGCAGUACAUCGUCGUGAACCCCCAGCUGGUGCCGUACGCAAACAACGCCGCGUGGAAGCGCGUCAUGUUUGUCGCGAUCGAGCGUGCGAUCCAGGAGAUCAUCACGCCGGUCGUCGAGCGCUCCGUGACGAUCGCCUCGAUCUCCACGCGCGAGCUCGUCAGCAAAGACUUUGCGAUGGAGCCCGACGAGCUCAAGAUGGCCGCCGCCGCGCACCACAUGGCGCAGAGCAUGGCGGGCAGCUUGGCGCUCGUUACGUGCAAGGAGCCGCUGCGUGUGAGCAUUCUGGCCCACGCACGCACGCUCUUUGCCGCGGGCGGCGUCACGGAGCAGCAGCUGCCUGAGCAGGGGCUCCUCCUCCUCGUGCAGGACAACCUCGACCUGGCGUGCAUGGUCAUUGAAAAGACCGCGAUGGAGAAGGCGCUCUCUAAGGCCGACGAGGGCCUCGCGGCGGCCUACACGGCGCGCCGCGAGUUCCGCGCGCACGGCCGCGGGACGCUGUUCUGGGACAGCAGCGCGCUGUCGCAUUACAGCACUACGCUGCCCGACCUGCUGCGCAUUGCGCCGCCCGGCCUCCAGCCGCAGCAGCAGCGUGUGUACGAGAGCCUGGCGAUGCCGGCCGAGCCGCGCGACGAGCGCCCGGUGCCCGAGUACGAGGAGCUGGCGGCCGCGACGCUGUCCCCCGCCAAGGCGCUCGAGCGUUUCCUGCUGAUUGCGGCGAAGCUCGAGCAGUUCUUUGCCGAGGUCGGCGACGCGCAGACGCUUGCGACGCUGCCUGCGACGCACUUUGUGCGCCAGGUCUCGCCGCACCUCACCGAGCUCGUGAACCAGGCGGCGCCGCGCGACGAGACGAUCCUCAUUAUCGCGCAAAAGGUCGUGCAGCUGCUGUACAAGACGCACUCGGGUCUUGCGCGCGACGUGUGGGUGGCGCUACUCGAGCAGCUGUGCGAGCAGUCGCUCAAGGUCGCUAAAGAGGUCACUGCGUGGCUCAUUUACGCCGAGGACGAGCGCAAAUUUAAUGUCCCGGUCACGGUGGCACUCAUGCGUGCGAACCUCGUGGGCCUUGCCGAGCAGGAUGCGCAGCUUGCCAAGCUGCUUGUCCGCUCGCACUUCCGCCCGAGCGUCGUCGAGUUUAGCGCGGCGCUCGCGCGCGAGUGCCUGCAGCAAAAGAUGGCCGGCCGUGGCCAGCUGCAGGGCAUCCUCGGCGCGCUGCGCCAGGCGGUGCAGUACGGGCGCACCUCGCCGGCGAUUGCUGCGCUGCUCGAGGAGGCGGACGACGUGCCGUCCGAGGGCCUGCCGCUGCGCGAGCAGCUGGCGUACUCCUUUGCGAGCUGGGUGCGUGCGUACCAGCAGUCGCCGCAGCCGGAGAAGUCGUUCAUCGAGUACGUGACGCAGCUCCAGGGCCAAAACGUGCUUAAAGGUGAGGAGAUCUCGUCGCUCUUUUUCCGUGUGUGCACCGAAGUGAGCGUCGACCACUACCUGAAGCAGCAGGCCGUCGGCGGCACGCUUGCGUCGGGCAUCUACUCGCCGGUGGACACGUUUGCCAAGAUGAUCGUGUACAUGGUCAAGUACCAUGCCGAUCCGCUCGGGGUGAAUGACGAGCAGGCCAAGGUGCACUACCUCACCAAGAUCCUCUCGAUCAUUGUGCUGGUUCUGGCGCAGUCGCACGAGGAGCUUGGGCCGCGCUUCCAGCAGCGCCCCUUUUUCCGCCUCUUUUCGAGCCUGCUGCACGACCUGCACGCGGCCGAAGGCGCGCUGCACGGCGCGUACGGCGCGGCGCUGCUCGCGGUCGGCAACUCGCUCAACACGCUCCAGCCGCUCUUUUUCCCCGGCUUUGCGUUUGCGUGGGUGUCGCUCGUGUCGCACCGUCUCUUUUUGCCGCAGCUGCUCAAGCGGCAGCCCGAGGGGCGCGCGGCGUUCCACCGCCUGUUCCUCGCGCAGCUGCGCUUCCUUGCGCCGUUCCUGCGCCAGAGCAGCAUGCACGACACGACGCGCCUGCUCUACCAGGCGACGCUACGCAUGCUCCUGCUCCUGCUGCACGACUUCCCCGAGUACCUCACCGAGCACCACCAGAGCCUCGUGGACGCGAUCCCUGCGACGUGCAUCCAGAUGCGCAAUCUCGUCUUGUGCGCGUUCCCCCGCACGGUGCGCCUCCCCGAUCCGUUUGCGCAGAGCGUGCGUGUGCAGCAGCUGCCGGAUGCGAGCCACGACCCGGUGGUCCUUUACGACUUCCACGCGGUCCUCUCCACCGUGCCCAAGCUGCAGGACGCGCUCGAGGCGUUUGCGCGCCGCCACGCGCCGCCCGCGUUCCUCAGCUCGCUGAAAGAGUCGCUGACCCUGCCCCAGCGCGGCGCCGAGGCGCGCUACAACGAGCCGGUGAUGAACGCGGCGGUGCUGUACGUCGCGACGCUCGCGCUCGACGGCCAGGUGCACCUGCUCGCGGGCGAUGCGCAGCACGACCCCCUCGUCGAGAUGUACACGUAUCUCUUGCAUGAGCUCGAGCCCGAGGGCCGCUACCUCCUGCUCAGCGCCGCAGCGAACCAGCUGCGGUACCCGUCGCGUCACACGGCCUACUUCAGCACGCUGCUCCUCCUCCUCUACACCGAGGUGUCGGACGCACUCGUGAAGGAACAGGUGCUCCGCGUCCUUCUCGAGCGCGUGAUCGUCAACCGCCCGCACCCCUGGGGUCUGCUGUACACCUUUGCACAGCUCCUGCGCGUGAGGUCCGUCCCGCUGCCGCAGGCCCCGCCCGAAAUUCAUGCGAUCCUCGAGCACAUUUCCCACCUGCUGUCGGACACGCGCCCCGUGCCCGCCGCCGCGUAG
Malassezia japonica is the source of this 9264-nucleotide messenger RNA. It is a transcript of the gene CDC39, whose product is annotated as CCR4-NOT core subunit cdc39. Gene Ontology annotation, biological process: nuclear-transcribed mRNA catabolic process, deadenylation-dependent decay; GPI anchor biosynthetic process; negative regulation of translation. The transcript is spliced from 2 exons. The record is from RefSeq and is a predicted model, not a curated record. Gene Ontology annotation, molecular function: molecular adaptor activity; mannose-ethanolamine phosphotransferase activity. Gene Ontology annotation, cellular component: P-body; endoplasmic reticulum membrane; CCR4-NOT core complex. Bases 1 to 9264 code for a protein of 3087 amino acids. Lineage: Eukaryota; Fungi; Basidiomycota; Malasseziomycetes; Malasseziales; Malasseziaceae.